Molecule: messenger RNA, 339 nt
Organism: Striga asiatica
Lineage: Eukaryota; Viridiplantae; Streptophyta; Magnoliopsida; Lamiales; Orobanchaceae
Source: the annotation of a GenBank genome assembly
AUGAGAGGAUCCGAUAAGUCGUCUCGAGCUCCGGUAUUUUACGACGAGAGGUCGGGAGGACCCAACAAGUCUUCUCGAGUUUUGAUAUUUUACGACAAGAGGAGGACGCGACGAUAUAGUGGACAGGAAGUCUCGACGAGAAGUUUUGCGCCUCGAUUAUUUUCGCAGAUUGGUUGGGUUGAGAAAUUUAGUGCCCUAGUACAAAGGUCAGAAAGGCUCAACGAGAGGUUCCGCGCUCUGGUUGUUUGUAAAGUGAGGUUGGCUCGAGGAGAAGUUUGCGGCCCAAUUAUUUUUGUAAAGAGGGCGAGAGGACCCGAUGAGGUUUUCAAGCCCCAAUGA